GAAAGAAAGAGAACUGAGACGUUCGAUUAUUCGUUUCUAUUCAGUUUCCUGGUUGGCCCUCAGUCGGAAUUAAUCAAUCGACGAACCUAUCGAUCUUCCGAUUGAUGCGGGAAGGAAACGGUGUAGCGGUGAUAAAAUGUUCCGUAAUCAGUAUGAUAAUGAUGUCACAGUUUGGAGUCCACAGGGGCGUAUACAUCAGAUUGAAUAUGCCAUGGAGGCAGUGAAACAAGGUUCAGCAACCGUUGGGCUCAAAUCAAAAACACAUGCAGUUCUAGUAGCUUUAAAGCGAGCUCAAUCAGAAUUGGCUGCUCACCAAAAAAAAGUACUCCAUGUUGACAGUCAUAUUGGCAUCUCCAUUGCUGGUCUCACAGCUGAUGCUCGACUGCUGUGCAAUUUCAUGCGUCAGGAAUGUUUGGAUUCAAGGUUUGUGUUUGACAGACCGCUGCCAGUAUCACGUCUUGUGGGCCUGAUUGGAAGCAAAACUCAAAUUCCUACACAGCGGUACGGAAGGCGACCAUAUGGUGUGGGAUUGCUUAUCGCUGGUUAUGAUGACAUGGGCCCUCACAUAUUCCAGACAUGUCCAUCUGCUAACUACUUUGACUGUAAGGCCAUGUCAAUUGGUGCUCGUUCACAAUCUGCUCGAACUUACCUUGAGAGGAACAUGGAGGCAUUCCAGGACUGUGACUUGAAUGAAUUGGUUAAACAUGGUCUGCAAGCCUUGAGGGAAACACUCCCUGCUGAUCAGAAUCUUGCUACAAAGAAUGUCUCAAUUGGAAUUGUGGGUAAAGACAUUGAUUUCACUAUUUACGAUGAUGAUGAUGUCGCACCAUUUUUGGAAGGCUUAGAAGAAAGGCCUCAGAGAAAGGCAGCCCCAUCUGAUGAUGCCCCUUCAUCUGAAAAACCAGAAGAACCAAUGGAACAUUAAUCUAUUGUCUAUUUUGUGCUUUGUAACUAUUUACAGCACAGCUUUGGCAGGGCAUUUCAGAAACUUGUACUUCAAUAAAAUGAGGACAAAAGAA
Molecule: messenger RNA, 1019 nt
Organism: Mobula hypostoma (lesser devil ray)
Lineage: Eukaryota; Metazoa; Chordata; Chondrichthyes; Myliobatiformes; Myliobatidae
Gene: psma1
Product: proteasome 20S subunit alpha 1
Exons: 10
Coding region: 137-925 (262 amino acids)
Biological process (GO): proteasomal protein catabolic process; ubiquitin-dependent protein catabolic process
Cellular component (GO): proteasome core complex; nucleus; proteasome core complex, alpha-subunit complex
Source: RefSeq, a predicted model, not a curated record